Macrosteles quadrilineatus (aster leafhopper) is the source of this 1674-nucleotide messenger RNA. RefSeq lists its product as uncharacterized. The record is from RefSeq and is a predicted model, not a curated record. The transcript has 7 exons. Bases 144 to 1079 code for a protein of 311 amino acids. NCBI's taxonomy places the organism in Eukaryota, Metazoa, Arthropoda, Insecta, Hemiptera, Cicadellidae.
GACAGUGAACGCUUUUAUAAAUCACAUUUCGAUCUACGUGGAUUAUGUAAUGUGAUAAAAUUCAUAGGUCGUUGCGAACUAUGUGUUUAAGUGUCCUAAAGGGAUUUCAUGAUAACUAUAAGAUGUGAGGUGUUCGGGUCGGAAUGGAUCUAAGGGUCCCAAACUAUCUGCUAAGUCCUUGUGUAUUCACCUGGUUUCUAGUUUGGGGGGUAGCUGUCACGGGCCUAAGGGAUGUGCGAGUGCGUGUGCCAGAGGCGGUGUCCAGGGGGCAGCUAGCCAUCCUCUACUGUGACUACGACCUGGAGGGGGAUGCUCUGUAUUCAGUCAAGUGGUACAUUGGACGCCGCGAGUUCUACCGUUUCACUCCUCGAGAGCAUCCAAAGCUUAAAGUCUUCCCGAUCCAGGGGCUGUCUGAUCUAGUAGUUCAGAGAAACUGCUCCAAUGCCAGACAACUGUGUCUACACAAAGUGACUCUGUCUUUGUCUGGUCGCUACAGCUGUGAAGUGUCUGCCGAUAGUCCGUCUUUCCGGACUGCACAAGUCUCGGCCUACAUGGACGUCGUUGUGGUGCCGUCUCACCGUCCAGAGCUGGAGGGGAUGAGACCCAGGUACAGGGUAGGAGACACCCUCUCAGCCAGUUGCAUCUCCAGGCAUUCCAAACCUCCUGCCAACCUCACCUGGAGCAUCAACGGAAGUCCACUACGUGACAAGGAGAUGGUGGAUGUCCGGACACUACACGAGACGCAGUCUGAGCUGGUGACAGGAUUGUCCACCAUUACCGUACCUCUGACCAGGGACCACUUCACGGAGUCUGGCCGACUCAAGGUGAGAUGCACCGCGAGUCUCUACACCCUCUACUGGCAGAUCACGGAGAACUCCGCGGAGCUGGAGAGGCCGAGGGCAGCUGUGGUGGCCGCUAGCAACCAAGGGACGGUGGACACCAGGGCCAUCUGGCGGGCCGAAGAGAAGCUGGUUGACCAACCAACCACGGUGCAGUCUUCUUCUACUGUUGUUCCCUCCAUUAAAAUACUCUUAAUGAUUUUUAGUAUAUUAUUAUCACAGUUUGUACCCAAUAGAUAAGUUUUAAUUGAAUACUGUAAUUUAAUUAUUAAUAAAUGCUUAGUUAGACUUUUUUAUCAAUAUUUUGAAAGAAAAUAAACAUUUGCAAACGUUUCAACUGAUUUAAGCUGUAAUAUUUUACUGGGUUAUGAAAAUUUUUAAAAGUGGAAUUUUACAUUAUUUUCUGAUUAAGUAGAUUCUGGUCUGUCUUUAUGUUACUACUUAUUUUUUAUGGAUAUCACCAUAGCCUUCUCUUAGAGGUGGCUAUGAUAUCACUCUUAAAUAUCAUUGCUAACAUUUGAAAACCAAACUGGUUAAGUAGUUAAGAUAUCGUGUUGUUUACCAAAGUCUUGAAUAUAUUAUUAAACAAUUCUUGAAAUGGUAUAAACAUAUGUAAAUAAUUUGAAUGUAUAUUUGUAAAGCUAGAUAUUUAUAUUUAUAUAGCAUUUUUGCUAGAGUUUAAAGUAUAGUUUUAUUCUUCCAAUUCUAAGUGUACAUAAAAAUCUAUUCUUCCCAGAUUUCGUUGUGUAAUUACUUUUUAAGACAGCUAACUUUGGUGCUCAAUCAAACAUUAACCCGAUCCCGAUGGUAUGUGACAGGAAUAAAAUAAAGUUAU